UUCAGUUAAGUUAAAAAUGUCGGUUUAUUAUUUAUUUUACGUUAUAUUGUUUUGUAUAAUCGUAUUAUCAAUUUGUAUGACGGCUAUUGAAAAAUUUCGAUUAAUUUUCAAAAGUUCGAAUAGCGAAUCACGGAAAAAUCGUUUACCAGUCGUUGUAACACCCACCGGUAAAAAAAUAACUAAUCUUGAAGAAUUAGAAUCACAUUUGAAUUAUCUCGCUUCCAAAAUCGAGGAAAACAAAGACGAUUGGGCUUCUUCCGAGAUCGAAUUGAAUAAUAUCGAAGAAAAAGAAUUAUAAGUAUUGAUUUCGAUUAUAUAAAUUAAUACUAACCUUAACGACUAAAGAUAUAACGAGUUUAUUGAAAAAAUAAAACGCGAACGUCGCUGUCAACCUGUCAUGAUUUUUGUUAAAUUUCGCGAAUGUUAAUUUUGAAAAUUUCCCGUUCGGUACUGAAAAAAUGUUACUACUAGCAGUUCCUUUAUUCAUCGGCACAUUCUUUUUUGCUCUGGUUAUAUUCGUAGUAUUCACCGAUUUUAGAAAUUCAAAAUCGAUUAAAUCACCCAAAAUCACCGAAUUGCCGUUAAUAACGCAAACUGGUCAAAUCAUCAACACCGUCGAAGACUUGGACAUGCACAUCGAAUUGCUGACGAGUCAAAUCGAUGAAAAAGAAAAAGAAGUAGAAGGUUUGAAAACCCAACUAGAGGCAACCGAAGAAAAUCUUAAAAGAUUAUCCGAUACAACAAAUGAGGUUAGAAAAUAUUAUAUGAAAAUCAAAUCUGAUAUAAAUAAAAACGAGGUUGAAUGUAAAGAAUUGCAUAAUCAAAUGGAAGAUUGUUUGGAUAGACAGUUGCGUUUACGCGAAGAAGUCAAUGAAAAUGUUAAAUAUUUCUCUUCACUUUUGGGUAAUAUGGAAAGCUCCGGUGAUCGACAGGACAUAGACAAGGAUUACGAAAUGGUUUCGGCAAAUUUUGUUAAUCCUUGUAAGAAAAAAAUGAGUUUCUAUAAAUAACAUCAUUUCUAAACUAGUUUAAACUUAAUUGAAUCGUCGAAAUUUCAUACAAUAUAUAUAUAUAUAGAGAGAAGAAAAAUGUUUUCUUUCAGUAUUUGUCCACAAAAUCCAUAUUUUUAUAGUCAUUAUAUAUUUUUUUUUAAUAAACAAUCUUUAUCCAAC
Molecule: messenger RNA, 1172 nt
Organism: Diorhabda carinulata
Lineage: Eukaryota; Metazoa; Arthropoda; Insecta; Coleoptera; Chrysomelidae
Exons: 2
Coding region: 459-1010 (183 amino acids)
Source: RefSeq, a predicted model, not a curated record